Meloidogyne enterolobii is the source of this 1033-nucleotide messenger RNA. NCBI's taxonomy places the organism in Eukaryota, Metazoa, Nematoda, Chromadorea, Rhabditida, Meloidogynidae. The record is from the annotation of a GenBank genome assembly.
UUUUUUUAAUUUAAAAAAAAUUAAAAGUAUGGAACAACAACCAGAACUUGAAUCUAACUUGAAAAAUGUUAUAGAACAGCGCAGUUUGAAGUGGGUUUUUGUUGGUGGAAAGGGAGGUGUUGGCAAGACGACGUGCAGCUGCGCUCUGGCUGUCCGUUUAGCAAAAGAUCGUCGUUCAGUUUUAAUAAUUUCAACAGACCCGGCGCAUAAUAUUUCUGAUGCUUUCAGUCAAAAAUUUAACAGCGUGCCUUCUAAAGUAAAUGGAUUUGAUAAUUUAUAUGCAAUGGAAGUGGAUGGUACAGGACUGGGUGAUGGUGAACAUCCAUCUAUGGGACAAGAUGAAGGCAAAGGAGAUAUUUUCUCUGCUGGAAAGAAGCUUCUUGCAGAAUUUGCUGGUGGUCUGCCGGGGAUUGAUGAGGCAACGAGUUUUUCUCAAAUGAUAAAACUCGUUCAAUCAAUGGAUUUUGAAAUUGUUUUGUUCGAUACAGCACCAACAGGACAUACUUUACGUCUUCUUCAAUUUCCUUCUGUUAUAGAAAAAGGUUUGGGGAAAUUUUUGGCAUUAAAAUCACAAUUUCUUCCAAUGUUUUCACAAAUAACUCCAAUGCUGGGUUUAAAUGAUAUUUCUAUGGAGUCUACAGCUAGUAAAUUGGAAGAAACUUUACAAAUUGUUCGACAAAUAAAUGGGGAAUUUAAAGAUCCGAAUUUGACUACCUUUGUUUGUGUUUGUAUUGCCGAAUUCUUGUCAAUGUAUGAGACUGAACGGCUUGUUCAAGAAUUGACUAAACAGGAAAUUGAUGUUCACAAUAUUAUUGUUAAUCAAUUAUUAUUCCCUGAAAAGGAUGCCAAGGGAAAUAUUACUUGUAAAAAGUGCCAGUCUCGAUAUAAUAUUCAACAAAAAUAUUUGGAACAGAUUUCUGAGCUUUAUGAGGACUUUCAUAUCACAAAAUUGCCGUUAUUAGAGUCUGAAGUUAGAGGACCUCAAAUGAUUAAAGAAUUUAGUGAACGCUUGGUUAAUUCUUCUACGGUUUGA